Amphibalanus amphitrite is the source of this 3956-nucleotide messenger RNA. RefSeq names its product dipeptidyl peptidase 9-like. The record is from RefSeq and is a predicted model, not a curated record. Gene Ontology annotation, molecular function: dipeptidyl-peptidase activity; serine-type peptidase activity. Lineage: Eukaryota; Metazoa; Arthropoda; Thecostraca; Balanomorpha; Balanidae. The coding region runs from base 192 to 2600 and encodes 802 amino acids. Gene Ontology annotation, biological process: proteolysis. The transcript is spliced from 17 exons.
UGGCGCAUUUACGACAGUUUCUCGGCUGCUUCGGGUUGCAUCAUUUCGUGAACUGUGUUUUCACUUUCAUUUUUACCUGCGAUAUAAGCUGUAAUUAGCUUAAUUUGAUAGGUAAUUAUAUCGUGGGAGCUGUCACUUAAGGCUAUUUCAAGGCUAUCUUAAGAGGUUAACGAUCUGAAGCUGCAGCCACGAUGAGCGGCCAGCGCUCUUGGGCCGAGAUGCGGCAGACGCUGCACCAGCUGCGUCGCUCGCUGAGCGCCCUGUCGUCGCGGACACCGCAGCACUUUUCGUUCCGCGCGCUGGCCGACGGCCGACUGAGGGUGUACUACCUGUCGGCACGGGCCGGAUCGGAGAACCAGCUGUGCUACGUGGACGUGCCGCCGGAGGCGGCCGUCAGCGAUAACGUCAAGCUGCCCUGGCAGCAGCUGUUCGACCCCACCUUCCAGAGUGUGCGAUACGGUAGCCGCUCCAGUCGCGCCGAGCAGCUACAGCUCGAGAGGAAGAGGGUGGUCGGCUGCGGUAUCACAGAGUACGGCCUCCACGAGAAGUCGGGACGCUUCAUCUUCACCGCAGGAAACAGCGUCUACCACGUGACCGACGACAGCGCCAGGGCCUCGGCGGUUUACCCGGUGGAGAUCCCCAGUACGCGGGGCCAGCCGCGUCUCAACCCUACCAUCUGCCCGGCCAACCCCGAUCUGCUGGCCUAUGUGGAGGAGGGGGACAUCUGGCUGUUCAACACGCGCACAGAGUCGGACGUCCGUCUGACCCGCACCCACCAGGAGGAUGAUGCGCUCAGCGCCGGGUUUCCCUCGUACGUCAUGCAGGAGGAGUUCUCGCGCUUUGUCGGCUUCUGGUGGGCGCCCACCGCCGAAGACGGCGUGUACCGCAUUCUGUACGAGGAGGUGGACGAGACCCAUGUGGAGGUGCUCUAUCUGCACACUAUGCAGGAGGGCAGCGAACCAGAGGCCAUCAGGUACCCACGGGCGGGCUCAACGAACGCCACCUCUGCUCUGAAGCUGCUCGAGUUCCGUCUGGAGGGCCCCACGCAGACUGUGGCGGGCCUGACGCGGCGCCACCUCAGCACACCGCUGGCCUCCAUGUUCCCCUGGAUGGAGUACCUGGUGCGCGUCGGAUGGUUCGACGAGCAGUUCGUACACUGCCAGCUGUUGGACCGCUCUCAGUGUCGCCUGGACCUGGUCCUGGUGCCCGUGGCGCUGUUUGUCGCCGAUGACGCCACUCCCGGACCGCCGCCGCCGCCGGCCGCGCCCGUACAGGUGCUGCUGUCGGCACAGACUGAUGUCUGGAUUAACGUGCACGACAUAUUCCACGUGAUUCCGACCAGCGACCCGGGCCAGGUGUGCUUCCUAUGGAUGGACGACACCACGGGAUACACGCACCUGUACCGGGUCACUACUCAGAUCACGCGCCAACCGGGCAGCCGGUCUGCCAGCCAGCACCCGGCCGUCACCAAAGUGCCGCUCACAUCCGGUCAGUGGAACCUCGACAGCAAACAGAUCUGGGUCUCCGAGAAACGCGGACUCGUCUUCUUCCAGGGCAGCCGUGACACACCUGUGGAGCGCCACCUAUACGUGACAUCGUUCCUCCAGCCUAGCGGCAAGUGCCAGCAGCUCACCCAGCCGGGCUUCUACCAUAACGCCUACCUUGACUCGGAGUGCACGGCGCUGGUGACCGUCCAGAGCAACCUCUCCACACCCCCGAGCUGCCAGGUGUGGCGUCUCCACUCGUCCUCCAACUCGGGCGAGGUGCAGCUGCUGCCGGCCGGCGUGGUGCUCGAGCCGUGCUCGUUUGAGCCGCCGCGCUGGCUGCCGCAGCUGCACAGCUGCCGGCUGCGCGGCUCCGGAGACCAGCUGUUCGCCAUGGUGUACCCGCCGACCGGCUUUGUACCGGGCAGGCGGUACCCAACCGUGGUGAAUGUGUACGGAGGACCCCAGGUGCAGGUGGUCACCAAUACGUUCAAGGGAUACCGCUACCUGCGCAACCACAUCCUGGCCGCGGAGGGCUACUGUGUGGUCUGCAUUGACUCGCGAGGCUCCCACAACCGUGGCACCAAGUUCGAGGGACACAUCAAGAACAGGAUGGGCACGGUGGAGAUCGCCGAUCAGGUGGACGCGCUACACCAGCUGGCUGACCGGACCGGCAUGAUUGACCUGAGUCGAGUGGCCAUCCAGGGCUGGUCGUACGGCGGAUACCUCAGCCUGAUGGGACUCGCCCUGCGGCCGGACGUUUUCAAGCUCGCGGUGCCCGGAGCGCCCGUGGUGUCCUGGAGUCUGUACGACACUGGCUACACAGAGCGGUACAUGGACCUGCCCUGCCGAAACCCGUGUGGAUACGAGGCAGGCGCGGUGCUCAGUUACGCCAACCAGUUUCCGAGCGAGCCGAACCGACUGCUCAUCUUCCACGGCCUGAUGGACGAGAACGUGCACUUUUUCCACACACAGCAGCUCAUCUCGGCUCUGAUCCGGGCCGGAAAACCCUACCAGCUGCAGGUGUACCCGAACGAGCGGCACAGUCUACGUGCGCUAGAGUCUAGCGAACAUUACGAGCUGACGCUUCUUACGUUCCUCAACAACCAUCUGUGAGCGUACGCACAACGAAGACGGCACCUGUUCUCGGCUGAGACGCCGUCCAGUUAUCUGGAGGACUGAGACGGUCAUCCGUUCUCUGCAAGAGAGGGUCACCCAUUCUCGGCUGAGACGGCCAUGCGUUCUCGGAUGAGCUGUCUACCCGGUCGCUGCAAGAGACAGCCACCCAUUCUCGAUUGAGACGGCCACCCGUUCUCGGCUGAGACGGUCACUCGCUCUCAGCAGGAGACUGUGAGUCGAUCUGGGCUGAGGCAACGGCUCUUUUUCUAUCCGGGCCUGGAGUGAGCGGUGGUCAGUCUGCAACAUUGCGGAACCUCUGGAAGACGGCCGAUCUGGAGCCAGGCGCCGGGGCAGGGCGUUUAGAAGACAGAAAGGUUUUAUGUAGGAAUCGCCUGUUGAUAGUGAAUUAACGACCCGGUGCUCAUGUUUGAGCGGCUGAAGACCAGCUGAUCGCGGAACCAGAAGAGCUGCGUCCCUGCCUCUCAGCCACUGACCAGCUGUUCUUCAGCUAUUGACCUGCUGAUGGUCAGGUGCCAUCCGGCUGUUACUUGGUCCCUGAGCUGCUCCUGAGCUUCUCCUGAACGGAUCUGGAGCCGAUCUGAAGCCGCCCGUGGUCAGAAGAUGGCCGUCCGCUCCUCAGGUUUGGCCUAGUGGACGGCUCUUUACACGGAGACCGCCAGCGGCCGUCCGAUAUUUACUAGGAAGGGGAUACGGGAGGGGUGCCAUCUCACUUACCUCUGGACCGGAGCAACGAUUAUUGUUGGACGAAUGGUUGUGGAACUCUGCGUUAGGCCCCGGAGACGGUAUAACCAUUUGUGCGCCCAACGAUCCAACGUGUGAAAGGUUGUGAGAGUGAUUGAGUUUUUGAAUGGAAGAAUGAUGUGUGUUUAGGUGAAUUAACUCGUCGGUAUUCUUGCGCAAGUCUAGCCAGCAGAACUGGAGGUGACUUGUUGAUCACUCGCUUUAAGUUGAAUCGAGCCUGGUGGUGUUUUGGAUCGGUCUUAUCCAGUGCGAAAGUUACCAUCUGCUCGUCGCAGCCACGUUUUACUAACCAUGUUCCUGUAUACGCUGCGAACGACGGAGACUGGGUGACUCGCACAAAGUUUUGGAGGACUUGGCUCCGGCAGCAUUUACCGAACUGUGAGCGGUGCUAGGCGGCUGUGGACGCGAUCUGUGUCGCGAACUGUCCGCCCCGCUUUCAACCUGGGCUUUCCAGCAGGCGUUGAGCGCUUGCAGUAUGCGAUAACGCAGUGUUAUAGCGUGGUGAAAUACUCCUCGGCUGCUGUCUUUGCCUGUGGGCGGCAUGGGGAAAGGUGUGCGUCCGGAAUAAACAGCUGAGGGUCGAUUCGCUAA